UAUCUAUCUAUAUAUACUGCUAGUCGCCAACAAUUAGCAUUACAAUGUAUCACCAAAAAUCAAUUGUUCGUACCUUAAAUAUGAUGGGCCCCCUCCAAGAACAUACGCAGACGAUAAUUCGCGACAAUAAUUAUGAAAAUGGCUAUUGUUGAUAAUGAUGAACGAUUUGAAUGUAAUAUAAUAUUACAUUAGGUGUAGCAUAUAUUUCGGACAUUGUUUUUCGGAUAAAUUGUGGUAAACAUGCCUGGAACGUUGAAAGUGAAAAUCGUGGCUGCUCGAGAUUUACCCGUUAUGGACAGAUCCACUGACCUCACUGAUGCCUUUGUUGAAAUAAAAAUGGGCACAGAGCUACAGAAGACUGAAGUGUUCAAGCGCUCACUGUACCCCCAGUGGAACUCUGACUGGUUUAAGUUUGAGGUGGAAGAUGAGGUGCUGCAGGAUGAACCCCUCGAACUCCGUGUGCUGGACCAUGACACGUACAGUGCACAUGACGCCAUUGGAAAGGUGUACAUUGACCUGAACCCCCUCCUGGUGAAGGAGAGCCCCUCGGUCAUAUCUGGCUGGUUUCCUGUGUAUGACACCAUGCAUGGUAUUCGUGGCGACCUCAACGUGAUUGUGAAGAUAGAUUUGUUCUCAGACUUCAACAAGUUCCGACAGUCUUCAUGUGGGAUACAGUUCUUCUGUACUGCGGAGGUUCCUGCUGGCUACAGACUGCAGUAUGUACAUGGGUUUGUGGAGGAGCUGGUAGUCAAUGAUGAUCCUGAGUACCAGUGGAUUGACAAGAUUCGCACACCGCGAUCAUCAAAUGAGGCCAGACAAAGGCUGUUCUCCAAGAUGUCAGGUCAGCUUACGAGAAAGAUUGGGUUGAAGGUCCUGGAGAUGGGUGGAGGGGCUGUCAUUGGAUUUAAGCAGUGUUUUGACUUGGAGGGAGAAUCUGGUAUUGUGAUCCGUGGCAUAGGCACUGCUGUUACCCUGGCUAAGGCCCGAGACCCCCCGGUGUCCCCCCUGGGAAUGUCGCCCCUGAAGGACUCGCAGCGUCCUCUGUUGCCUGCUCUCCACAUCAGCAUGCCAAUAGUGAUGAGCACAAACUCCAACCCACUCCAAGCUCGGCGCUCACUAAAUGCCCCUCACCUCCCCAUAACCCCGCCCCAUCACACCUCUAACUUGGCCUUUGAGCAUCACCACUCAUUCCAAUUGGAGCACACGCAUUCUGCCUGCCUCCCCCGCCAAUCAUCAUCUGGCCACACACCUCCACAGACCGCCCCACCUCACAUUGGGAUUGGCCCGCCUUCCUCGGCAUCACAUUUUGCAUUUGAUUUUGCUUACAGUUCACCAGUCCCUGAGGAGAGCAAUGCCCCUUCCUCCCCUCAAAGUAAAAAUGAGCUUAGCUCUACUAGCCCCAUGAAAAUGAACGGUACAGGCACUAGGCACUCUUCUGGAUCUGAUGCUAGUACGCCACCAAAAGGCAACUUCCUGGACUGUAGCAGUGGCAGUGGCAGUGGGAAAAACUUCCCAAAAAUUUGCUCUCAACAGAUCAACAUAGAGCUCAUGGAGUUUCCAUUGUUUACCAUGACAUCUUUUCCACCUGGUUUCAUUCUUCAUCUCGGAGGGGUGGUGGCAGCUCGCAGUGUUAAACUGCUCGACAAGAUCCAUAACCCUGAGGAGCCAGAGACUCGAGAUGCCUGGUGGAAUGAAAUCAGGACGGAGAUCCGCUCCCACACCAGGGCCAUGGGCUGCCAUGCUGUCAUUGGUUACAGUGAGGAGACAUCAAUAUGUGAUGACAUCAUCCUGCUGUCAGCGAUGGGAACUGCUGCCAAAGUUAAUCUGAAUCUGGACCAGUAUCAGUCGACUAGACUGGCUCCACCACAGGUAGUGAACACAGGGGACCGCAGUAAUAUGUCUGCAGAACGGGACCAGUCUAAAAAACUAUAUGUGGAUGUAAACCUGGCUAAUCAAGUGUCUCAUAGACUGGGGUUGGACGAGAGCAGCCCCCGGUACAACUGCGCCCUAUGUCACAUCCCAUACAAGCCGAGCUCCUCCCCCUUCCCCAUCAACCUGACACAGUGUGCCUGCUGCAGACGUCGCUACGUUCCUGACCUGUUGUUCACGACCAUCAACCGUCCCCCAGAGAUCCACACCGUAGGCCACGGGGCCUUUAUACAGGCUAGAGUGUGUCGUCCAAAAGGAGAUGGCAAAACAGAAGUGAAUGCCAAAGAAAUAAGUGAUAUUCUGCCUUUCAUGGAAUACGAACUUCACAACCAGCUUGUGGUAAAACUAAAGAUCCGCAGUAUGAACUGCCUGUUUGGAUUGAAGAUGCAGUUUGUAGUGGGGGAAAGCAUGCUGAUUGGAAUUGCUACCGGCACAGGGGUGUUCCUAUCACCGCUGCCAGCGCCACCUGUGCCCCGCCUUGUGGGUCAGGUGACCUCAGAGGAGGAGAAUGUGGAAUUGCAGGAACUCCAGUUGCAGAUACAGGAGAAACUGCAGCGACACAAGGAUCUGUACAACCUCAACUCAGUGAAGACUCUUGGUAGAAAAUUCUCCAGACAGGAAAUCUCCAACCAGAACCUGACAUCUGGUGUUCAGACAGACGAUAGCGAUGACGACACAUCUGAUCUUGACCUUUCGGCUGGCAACAAGGACACUUUCAUUCUUGAGGUGGACGACACCAAGGACAACUCUGUCAAGGCCAUGCUGUCGGAUGUUCUCCAGCCCCCCGGAAUGUACGUAUGUAACACAGACACCUACCCUGGACUCACCAGCCAGAAUCUUGCUUCAAACUUGCAGAUGUUCACUCAAGUAUUUCGGAGGACUGUUGAUAACCUCCAAGGCCUUAACAAGGACUUCUCUGAAUUCUUUGACAGUGUCUUCAGGCGACUGUUCUUCAAACUUCGCCGCAUGAUCCCGUGUUGCCUGUGUAACGUGAGUUUUGCAGUGGGUGCCCCUGAAGAGAAUCAGAUUGAGAUUGUAGUGACAGGAAUCUGUGUACGUGUUGACGACAGCACGUCCCAGAAUAACUCACUCACAGACAAUCCUAUGCCCAUGCAUGGUCUUGAGACUCCAAUGACAGGGGCUUCCAGUAAAUCACUGCUGAAACCUGUAAGCAAUGUGGUUGGGGCCAGUGGGGAGAAUGUGGAUGAGAUGAUGUUUCCCAUGGAGGAGGUCACAGAGGGGUCAGGGGCCAGUGCUAAUAAAGCUGCAAGAUUAAAGGUAGUCAGUAACAGCAGGAAUACUAGUCAGGUGUUCAGUCGAACAUUUCAUGGCAUAGAAGUGACACCCCUUGCUUAUGUGCCUGGAGCGAGGAUCGAACGCUACAUCGGCAGUUACAACUUCUUCUUCAUAAGAGAAACUUCCUCUGUGAAAGAGGUGGGUGGAGUAUGUGGUUUCAUGCAGAAGUUCAUCACAGAAGUACUUGCCAUUGUUCGAGCCCAUGUGUCGUCCCUGGGUGGAAAUGCUCUAGUGGCAUACAACAUGACACAGUGUGUUCUGCUCAGCAAUGAACAUAAAAACCAGAGUCAGUGUUUGAUUAAUGUUUGUGGGGAUGCGGUGUUUGCCAGUCGUGAAGGGGAGAUAACUGCGGUAGUUCCUGAUCUCAUUCACAGCAGAAAACCCAGCGACUCGCCAAGCUUUGCGACAUGAGAGGCUCGGCGUCAUAACGCUUUGACACGUCUUUUAAAAUAGUAUUACUUGUGACUCAGUAGUGUGCAAUUCACAAUAAACCUUAGUUGUUAAUAAUCAAUAAAUGUAAUUAAUUUAUGGCCUAUUUAGUUAAGAGAUUCGUAGUUUGGGAGGAAGUUUUUGUUUUAAGUUGUUCUUGAACUGUAAAGAUGUGAUAAGGAAUGGAUUUUAAGCAAUUCUGUGGUAGAAUUGAAAUGUUGCUUACGUUGUUAUGAUGAAAAGUAUCUUGAGAAGACUUACCUGGUGGGAAUCAAAACCUACUACAUUGAACGUGGAGAUAACUGUAUGAAACUAGUACUGGUAAUGCAAAUUGUCAAUUAACAUGGGACUGUGCUUUGGAUUGUUCAAACUUGGAAAACACACUUUAUACCUGUGUUUUUGACCUGUCAUUACUGUCAAUUAAUAUUGUAUUGUAUAUGUUAAGUACCAAAACUUAACAAAUCAAUCAUGCUUUUUUGCUUUGGAAACCAGCCUCCAGAAUAUUAACAUGUUCCAGCCAUUGAUAGUUUACAUCUUCAUUGCUGCUUUAGUGCCCACUUUGUUUAACUCUUUCAGUGCUGGAACCGAAUUUUAAAGGUUUUGCAAACAAUUUGGAACCUGAUCAGGAUCCAAACUGUUUAAUAUUCUGAUAGUAUUCUUUGAAAAAAAUAGAAGAAAAUGCUAAUUUUAGAAAUUCAGCAGACAACAUUUUAGCAGACGACAAAUUUCCCAGCAUGCAAAGGGUUAACAUACUGUGUUCAUGUAUCUGUGGUUGUUCUCGAGACAUAUAUUAACCUAUGUGAGCCGGUAUCUGGGAUAACAGGGCUGACAAUAUGAGUCGUGUUCUGAGAAAACUGGGCAUAAUGCAUGUGCGUAGUGUCGUCCCAGAUUAGCCUGUGCAGUCCACACAGGCUAAUCUGAAUCAGGGAUAACAAUUUCCGCUUUUAUGACAUUUUUCGUUUAAAUGAAGUCUCUACGUAGCAAAAAUCCAAUUUAGGUGGAAAGUGUCGUCCCUGAUCAGACUGCAGAGGCAUAUCUGGGACGACACUGAAUGCACAUGCAUUAUGCCCAGUUUUUUUCAGAACACGAAUCAUAUCCACCUAGACUAAAUUUUCAUUUAAAAAGGACUUACUUCAAACAGAACAAUCAAUACAAGCUGGGUUAUUGUCCCUAGCCUGUAAGGACUGCGCAUGCUAUCUUGGACAAUAUUUUAUGCACAUGCAAAAAGCUAGGUUUUUCCACAGCUUCAUAUUUUAAUACUGUAGGUUUUUCGUGCCCGGGUACUUUUCAUCACUAGAAGAGGACAUUAAGGAUUAUGAGUGAAAUUUGUUCGGCUCAAUGUUAUCGGAAAUAUCUUUCUUUUUUUUAAUUAUCAUUCUUAAAAAUUUCAAGUCUGAACUAGAAUCUAAAUAUUCUAGUUCUUUUACUCAUUGGUAACAAUAUUUUUUAUACUGCAUGUAAUUGAUUUGAUAUAAUUAUUUAAGUAUGACAUUUAUUUCCUGUGUUUUUUUUUCAGAACACGUUUUGAUGUUUUUAGCUCACCUGAACACAAGGUGCUCAUGAUGAGCUUUUGUGAUCACCUUUUGUCCGUCGUCCGUUGUCCGUCCUGCGUUGUGGGAUGUCAACAUUUGCCUUGUUCACUCUCUAGAGGCCACAUUUAUUUCCAAUCUUCAUGCAAUUUGGUCAGAAGAUUGGUUUCAAUGAUAUCUUGGAUGAGUUCAUAAAUGGUUAUGUUUGAUUGAAAAACAUGGCUGCCAAAGGGCGGGGCAUUUUCCUUAUAUGGCUAUAGCAAAAUCUUGUUAACACCCUAGAGGCCACAUUUAUUGUCCGAUCCUCAUGAAACUUGGUUAGAAGAUAUCUUGGACGAGUUCAAAAAUGAUGUCGGUUGGUUGAAAAACAUGGCGGCCAGGGGACGGGGCAUUUUUCCUUAUAUGGCUUUAGUAAAACCUUGUUAACACUCUAGAGGCCACAUUUAUUUUCCGAUCUUCAUGAAACUUGCUCAGAAGAUUUGUCCCACUGAUAUCUUGGAUGAGUUCAAAAAUGGUAACCUUUGCUUGAAAAACAUGACUGCCAAGGGGCGGGGCAUUUUUUGUUAUAUGGCUAUAUAUAUAAUUAUGGCUAUAGUAAAAUCUUGUUAACUUUCUAGUUUGCUCAAUCUUCGUGUAAUUUGGUCAGAACAUUUGUUUCCUGUGUAGUAAAGUUUGGUUUUAUUAUGUCAAUAUUAUGUGACAUCAACUGUAUUAUGUAAUUUUUCAUAACACAGAAUUUUCAUUGUUAACAUAACUGUUUUAGUCAUAAACACUUAUGAUAAGCCUUUCAACUAAGAGAUAACUGAAAGAAAGACAACAUGUACAUGAUUUUGCAGUAUUUAUGCAGUAUUUAUCUCCCUUGUUUAACCUGGUUCAGUAAUCUAUUUUGAUGUCCAUCAGUAUAUACUGGGGGGACAUAUUGUUUUGCCCUGUCUGUUGGUUGGUUGGUUGGUCUGUUGGUCUGUUGGUUGGUUUGCGCCAACUUUAACAUUUGCAAUAACUUUUGCUAUAUUGAUUUAAACACCUCUUGAUGCUUUCUUGAACAGUUAACAGCUCAUGAAAAAGGUUGGAAUUUUGAAAUAAUUAAACUCUAAAUUAUUUUUAACGCCAGCAUUAUUUUCUAAAUUAUUCUUAUUAUUUAAAGACUACAUAAAGGCUUCAUGAUCGUUGUCAACUGGGUCAUGCGAGUUGUGUAUCGUGUUAUUUCUUAAAAGUUGACCCAGCAUUUGUAAAAAUAUUGCAAGACAUAUACAUUUUCAGAAAGGAAAUUCAUUUCUGCGUUGAAUAAGACCGAGAUCGUGAAAAUCGCUGCACAAUUGAUGAAGAUAUGGCUGUUCAAAGCGAUGCACCCCGUUUUGGGGUGAUUUUGAGUUGCAUACCUUGUUAUAUAUAUAUUUGAUAGUGAUUUUUUUUUCCAUAAAAUGUAAUUUUUCAAUAUGAUUAUUUAUCAUUCAAAAUGAUGUUUUUACUAAUUAAUAUCAUAGCCACACGCUAACCACCUGUGAUGUGCAUAUUAUCAGCGGUUCUGGUCGGAUGAUUUUUCACAGAGUUAUGGCCCUUUGAAAUUUUCCAUUAACUGUACAUAUAGUGCAAUUCUUGUCCCCCAACUACUAGACGUUUCCUUUUAUCUGAAUAUAUAGAGCAAUAUUGUGACAAAAAAACUUUGAGGAGCAUCACCCGUCUCCGACGGUUUCUUGUUGUAUGUGUGAUAGGAUUUUGACAAAAUUUAGAUAUAAACGAUUGGCCAAAACCAGUGUUUACGUGGGAAUCACAUACGUAUAUCAUUUGGAAUUGUUAAGAUUGUUAAACAAGAUAUCUAUUUCACACAUGCUAUUCGUGAUAAUAUAUUGUUUACAGUUGUCUACAAGGGUGGAAGUGAACUUAUAACAAAUUCGGAGAUGCUUUGUUUAUUAGAAAAGAAAUGUCAAUAUAAAGUUGUGUCAAAAAACGUAAUACAUGUAUAUAAUUGUU
Dreissena polymorpha is the source of this 7154-nucleotide messenger RNA. Its product is annotated as C2 domain-containing protein 5-like. The record is from RefSeq and is a predicted model, not a curated record. NCBI's taxonomy places the organism in Eukaryota, Metazoa, Mollusca, Bivalvia, Myida, Dreissenidae. Gene Ontology annotation, cellular component: plasma membrane. Gene Ontology annotation, molecular function: calcium-dependent phospholipid binding; calcium ion binding. Gene Ontology annotation, biological process: positive regulation of D-glucose transmembrane transport; intracellular protein transmembrane transport; positive regulation of vesicle fusion. The transcript has 28 exons. The coding region runs from base 241 to 3636 and encodes 1131 amino acids.